Messenger RNA from Sitophilus oryzae (rice weevil), 1467 nucleotides. RefSeq lists its product as uncharacterized. The record is from RefSeq and is a predicted model, not a curated record. Gene Ontology annotation, molecular function: oxidoreductase activity, acting on the CH-CH group of donors. Gene Ontology annotation, cellular component: membrane. Bases 192 to 1148 code for a protein of 318 amino acids. NCBI's taxonomy places the organism in Eukaryota, Metazoa, Arthropoda, Insecta, Coleoptera, Curculionidae. The transcript is spliced from 6 exons. Gene Ontology annotation, biological process: lipid metabolic process.
UUUUGGCCAUGCAUUGGCAUAAAUUACACCACUGUGCGUCGCGGCGAUGAUAUUUCAGGCGUCGGUUUUCAGUAGCGCAGAUGUAUCGACGCUGAAACAACCUCAAACGCCAGCUGAUGACAAACCAUGGGGAAAAUUCACUGAAAAGUACACAAAUACCAAGACCAAGUUAGUGACAAAUAAGUAUAACAAUGGCUGUGGAUAUACUGGACAAAGACCAUUUCGCCAUCAGCGCGAUAGUGAUCGUCACUAUGCAAGUGAUCUUCUUCCUGAUAGCGGCCAUUUUUCAAAUGGACAAAGUAUCCGACUUUGCGGGAGGAAUUAAUUUUGUGAUUUUGGCCUCGUUGACGUUCUUUCUUGGACAGGAAAGCAACAAGAAAAACUACGACAGCAGACAAUUAAUGGUGACAGUAUUUGUAUGUUUAUGGGGAGUGCGCUUAUCUGGAUACCUUCUCUACAGAAUCAUCAAAAUAGGAAGGGAUAAACAGUUUGAAGAUAAAAAAAGCAACACCAUACGGUUUGCCAUAUUCUGGACCUUCCAGGCUGUGUGGGUGUACGUAGUAAGUCUUCCAGUAAUCAUUAUCAAUUCUCCACGCCAUUCCAUACCUCUGGCACCCAAAACGAUGACAACUCUGGACUCUGCGGGAGCAGGAUUGUUCAUUUUGGGAUUUCUGGCUGAAACUUAUGCCGAUUUACAAAAGUUUUCGUUCCGGCAAGACCCUGUCAAUCAAGGAAAAUGGUGCAACGAUGGUCUUUGGAGAUUAUCCAGGCAUCCAAAUUACUUUGGCGAAGUUGUGCUAUGGUGGGGCAUAUUUGUAAUUUCGUUGAACGUACUAGAGGGUGUAGAAUGGGUAGCCAUCAUGUCCCCACUGUUCACUACGUUGAUAAUUUUAUUCUUAUCUGGAAUUCCUCUUUUAGAAAAGUCCUCCGAUGAGAAGUAUAGAGACAUUUCCGACUACAGAUACUAUAAAGCCUCCACAUCACCGCUAAUCCCCAUCCCACCCGCGAUCUACGUCGAAGUACCCCAAUUCCUCAAAUUCAUCAUCUGCUGCGAGUACCCGCUGUAUGACUCGCUCGACGAGAAGAUCAAAACGACGCACAUCAUCAAGGAGUCGACCAGCGCCAGCCUGGCCCUGUCCCAGACAUAACUAUAGCUUCCGGCUGGACCGGAAGUACCACAGAUCAGCAUCAGCGGGCCGAGGUCCGGCGGUAGUCAGUACCUGGGCAAUUUGUAUCAGUUCAAAAACCAAGUGAUCCUCGAUAUGGACGAGGAUGAAUGUUGCGGGUUCGGUGAGGGUGGGAGUGGUUCAGAUAAGAAUGAUAAAAAAAUAACAAAUUUGUAAAUAGUUUAUGAUACAGGGUGGUUUUUAAAUACAAAAUAUACUUUUUUCCAUUGCAACUGUUAAAAUUGCCUUAUAUCUAUCAAAAAUAGUAGAUAAAAUAGUACUUUAACCGCAAGGGUAGAUU